Molecule: messenger RNA, 1083 nt
Organism: Chanos chanos (milkfish)
Lineage: Eukaryota; Metazoa; Chordata; Actinopteri; Gonorynchiformes; Chanidae
Gene: ghsra
Product: growth hormone secretagogue receptor a
Exons: 2
Coding region: 1-1083 (360 amino acids)
Biological process (GO): hormone-mediated signaling pathway; G protein-coupled receptor signaling pathway
Cellular component (GO): plasma membrane
Molecular function (GO): growth hormone secretagogue receptor activity
Source: RefSeq, a predicted model, not a curated record
AUGCAGGGCUGGGUCAAUCAUUCCAACUGUUCUUUAAACUGCAGCUGGGAUGAGAACACAACUUACUGGGGAGUCGAGCCCCCGGUUACCAUUUUCCCCAUUCCGAUCCUUAUUGGGGUGACUGUCACCUGUGUCUUUUUCUUCGUCGUGGGAGUCAUGGGGAACUUGAUGACAAUUUUGGUGGUCACCAGGUACAAGGACAUGCGAACAACCACCAAUCUCUACUUAUCCAGCAUGGCCUUCUCAGAUUUACUCAUUUUUCUUUGCAUGCCCUUGGACUUGUACAGGAUCUGGAGGUAUCGACCGUGGAAUUUGGGCGAUAUACUUUGCAAGCUCUUUCAGUUUGUCAGUGAAUGUUGCACCUACUCUACUAUUCUAAACAUCACUGCUCUUAGUGUAGAGAGGUACUUUGCUAUUUGUUUUCCUCUUAGGGCUAAAGUGGUGGUGACCAAAGGUCGUGUCCGAGGAGUUAUCCUCGUUCUAUGGAUAGUAUCUUUCUUCAGCGCAGGACCUAUAUUCGUCCUCGUUGGUGUUGAACACGAAAACGGAACUAAUUCAUGGGAUACGAGUGAAUGUAAAGCAACGGAAUAUGCCAUUAGGUCCGGACUCUUAACAAUUAUGGUGUGGGUAUCAAGCAUCUUUUUCUUUCUGCCAGUGUUCUGCUUAACUGUGCUGUACAGUCUAAUAGGGCGAAAACUGUGGAAAAGAAAAAGAGAGACCAUUGGACCAAACAUUUCAAAUCGAGAAAAGAACAACAGGCAAACGGUGAAAAUGUUAGCGGUGGUGGUGUUCGCUUUCGUGCUCUGCUGGCUUCCCUUUCACGUCGGUCGCUACUUGAUCUCCAAGUCAUCAGAGGUCGGCUCUCCUGUGUUGUCUCUCAUCAGCCAAUACUGCAACCUCAUUUCUUUCGUACUCUUUUACCUCAGUGCUGCGAUCAACCCGAUUCUCUACAACAUUAUGUCUAAGAAGUACAGGAGUGCGGCUUGCAAACUUUUUGGGCUUAACAGGACUCAGCGACGCACUGCUUCUUCAAUCAAAGGCGAGAGUUCUCCAGGUUGGACAGAGUCAAGCGUGAGCUUGUGA